GUAACGUCUAGGCUAAUUGCAGUGUCUCCUUCGGUUGUAGAUGCAAAAAAUAAACAGUAAUUUUUAACAUCAUUACAGGCAACAAUUAAGGGCAAUGAGUUUUGACGAUUCCAUUCUGGCAAACAUAAAGACGCAACAAGAUUCUGACGAAGAUGAAGAUUGCGCUACUGAAACAUUCAUGGAGGUUUUAGAUGGUUUUGUGUGUGGAGACCGAUCGAUGGACCCUCUUCUUGGCAAUGAAGAUGAAAAGAGCGAAAAGAAGGAAUUUAACUGGAUGUGCUCGGGAGGUGACUUUUUAAAACCAUACAUUGAUGAGCAGGACAUUAUCGAGUGCAGUAAAAGUAAAGUUCCUCGAGUGGAAUUGCGAGGAUCGAAUGGUAUGGUUUGGAGUAAGGUCCCUCCUACACCACCAAUAGCCGACGAUUUGCCGGACAAUCCUUCAUGUGGAAAAGGGCCAGCUAAGAAUGUUUCUAAUCCACUUGAAGCGUGGCACUUGUUUAUUGAUGGUCCAAUGCUCAACCAAUUGGUAAAGAGUACAAAUGAAAUGAUAAAAGCAGUCCGAAAAAAAGAGUCACACCAAAAACGUUUAACAGACAUGACUGAAAUGAGAGCUUGGCUUGGUCUAAACUAUUUAUGCGGAGUUCUGAGAAAUUCAGCACAUCCUGGACCGACAGAAGAACUGUGGACUUUGGAGCUUGGAAAUGCUAUAUUCAGAGCAACCAUGUCGUAUAAACGUUUCGAAUAUUUGGGUGAAUGUGUGCGUUCUGUUGAGCAGAAUGAUGGAGAUGCAUACCAUCCAUUAGAUGAUAUUGGAGACUUUUGGGAGAAAUUGGUUAUUAACUGCCGAUCAUAUUAUUCACCCAGUGAUUUCAGCAUGAUCGACGAAUAUAUAUUAGAUUUAAGUAUGGACCCACAAAGUCCUUUCGAUCAUACCAUACCAGCAUGUCCCGGAUGCCGUGGCAUACGCUUUGUAACAAUGUGCGAUGCAAAAACUUCAUAUAUUUGUAAUGCCAUUGUUGCAAGUCAUCAAGAUCCUUUGGAUGAAGAAGUAUACCAAUUGGUGAGUGACAUCAAAAGCUCGCGGCGAUGCAUCUGUUUGAAUGAGCGCUACAGCUCAAUUGGUUUAAUGCAAAAAUUAAAGCAAUGCCAAUUGCAAGUUGUUGGUUCUUUGGCAAACACAGCGAACGAAAUUCCUACGGAAAUUUACAAUCAGUUAACAAACCAACAAGUUUGGUACAGUAAAAAUGAUACCACAUUGAUCGGAGGCUUAGAUCCAUCUGUUUCACCUACGACAUGUUUACUGACGAAUGGCCUUUCAACGCGUAUUAAUGCUGCGAAGCUUUUUGAGACAGUAAAGGGCUGUAAUGCCAAAGCAUAUGAACAGUUCCGCAGAUUUUCAACUAGACAUGCACGCUCAAGAUAUAGAUACAUUUGGUCAUUGGAAUUUUUUUAUUUCAUUCUGGACAUAAGCGCAUUUAAUUCCUGGAUAGUUUACCGCUUGUCUGAGAAAGGUGAUGCUGAUAUAGAACAACGGGAUUUUCAACGACAACUAGGUUUAUAUCUGACUCAACAACAACUAAAGCAAAGAAUCCAUAUGAACAUUAAACUUCCCCUUCCACUUAAGUUACAAAUAGCUGAGGUUUUAGGCGAAAAUGUGGAAUCUCUUCUUAGCAGUGCAUCUAAGGUUUCCAUUGAAACCAGCAAACUAACUGGUUCAAUUCCAAAUGAAAAGGCGCUAAUACCAGAGGGCAUUACACUACAAACCCGUGAAAACGAGAAUCGAAAGAGAUGCAGGGGUUGCAAAUCACGAAAUGGUUCGAAAAUCAAAACGAGAUGCCAGCAAUGUCUUCUUCCAUACUGUAUGAGACACAUGAUUACCAGAUGCGGAGCGUGUACAGGCUAUGAAUUGAAACAAACAGAUGACUUAAGUAAAAGUGAAGAAGAACUGGCUGGAGACUUAGACGCAUCAUUAGAUUAAUAAGUUUCGUAAUCAAAAUUGAACUAUCAUAAAAAACUAUUCGUAAAAAGAAAAAAUUGAAAAGAAAAAAGAGUAUGUUUUUGCAAUUGU
This is a messenger RNA of Stomoxys calcitrans (stable fly), 2068 nucleotides long. RefSeq lists its product as uncharacterized. The coding region runs from base 95 to 1978 and encodes 627 amino acids. The record is from RefSeq and is a predicted model, not a curated record. NCBI's taxonomy places the organism in Eukaryota, Metazoa, Arthropoda, Insecta, Diptera, Muscidae. The transcript has 3 exons.